GGAGCCUAGAGAGGAAUCAACUACAUCUUUUCACAGUCCACAUAACGUUGCCUCAACGGCAUCAACUUAGGGGCGACAUCACCCUGCUAUAGACUCCAUAGCUACCAACAAGCUCAACUGUUUACCAAUUGAGCCUCUUGAGCACCUACAAGCUGGCCAAUUGAAUUAGUGGUCAUCUAUCCAAUAAAACUAGAGGCUUUGAAGGGAGCUGUGGAGCUUUCAAGGACAUACCUUGAGCUUCCCGGUUCAAAUGAAUCCCUCGGGAUUUUUCAGAGUGCUAGGCACUAUCGCACGGCAAACUUCAUUUCGAUCUACAUCAGAAUCACAGCUGAUAUCGUCAAGAUCCAGAACAUUCUCAAGUUUGAGCACGAGGCUAUCAGGCGCGGCACCUCCACGAGGAUGGACACCUACUCCAUUUGUGACGGAGACGGUAGGUGGAGGAUGGCAUACAUAUGACAUAUUUUCCCGAUUACUCAAAGAGCGUAUCAUUUGUCUUAAUGGAGAAGUUGACGAAACUACGUCGGCCUCGAUUGUCGCCCAACUUCUAUUCCUCGAAGCAGAUAGCCCGGAAAAGCCAAUUCACCUCUACAUCAACUCCCCGGGAGGCUCUGUGACAGCCGGGCUUGCGAUCUACGACACCAUGACUUAUAUACAAUCACCUGUGAACACUAUCUGUGUUGGCCAAGCGGCUAGCAUGGGAUCCUUGUUGCUGUGUGGUGGUCACGCUGGCAAGAGGUAUUGCCUACCGCACUCAUCGAUCAUGAUUCAUCAGCCCUCCGGUGGAUACUUUGGCCAGGCCAGUGAUAUUGCUAUUCACGCGAAGGAGAUCCUCCGAGUUAGGACACAGUUGAACAAAAUCUACCAGAGACAUUUGACGGGCAAGAAGCAAUUGUCAUUGGAUGAGAUUGAAAAGCUGAUGGAACGAGAUUAUUUCAUGGGUGCUCAGGAAGCCCUGGAGAUGGGCAUUGUGGAUGAGAUCUUGGACCGAAGGCUAAAAUCUGAGAAUGAGACUGAAAACCCCAAGGGAUACCCAUCUUGAAGAGAGUAGGGUUGUACAAUAGUGAUAUGACGUAAGGAGAUGUAUAUUCUCCCCUCGGAUUGUGAAGUGCUAUGUACUUUAGAUUCUCAUCUCACGGUCCUCUCUUCUCUUGACGAGAUCAAUAACAUGCAUCUAC
Messenger RNA from Talaromyces stipitatus ATCC 10500, 1175 nucleotides. RefSeq names its product ATP-dependent Clp protease, proteolytic subunit ClpP. Gene Ontology annotation, biological process: protein quality control for misfolded or incompletely synthesized proteins. Gene Ontology annotation, molecular function: ATP-dependent peptidase activity; ATPase binding; serine-type endopeptidase activity. Gene Ontology annotation, cellular component: endopeptidase Clp complex. Lineage: Eukaryota; Fungi; Ascomycota; Eurotiomycetes; Eurotiales; Trichocomaceae. The coding region runs from base 251 to 1039 and encodes 262 amino acids. The record is from RefSeq and is a predicted model, not a curated record. The transcript is spliced from 3 exons.